GUGCCUGUCUGUGAGUAGUACAAUAAUAUGAUUUUACGCGACACGGCCAGUAAACUUAUGAUAUUGCAUUAUUGCUUGUAAAUAAAUAAAUAAUACUCUAUUAUAAUAUGAUUUUGUGAAUCCGGCCUACUAUCUUUUGGUUAUCAUUUUGUGACAUUGCAUUAAAAUAUUUAUUUCUACUAUCGUCAUUCGUACAGACAUAAUGUUAUAAAGAUGUUGUUGUUAUAUUGUUUUUUAUGUCUAUAGUCAUUACUCAUCCCGCAUUCGUACUACAUCACAAUCACUAUAAUUCACGAUAACUUUUAUUGUGUUAAAAAAGAUUUUAACGAAUAACAUUUAAACAUUACAAUUAAAUACUUAAUACUUAUACUUGAAUAUUUAUUUUACUUCUUAGUUACUUUAAUAGUUGAUGACUACUUGUAGUUAGUACUCUAGUGUAACACUCGUGGUUGGAAAUCGGUAUUAAUACGUCCAUACUAUUAAACUUUGUAAAUACAAUGUUUUCCCUGAGUUUAUUUAAUCAUAUACUUCAACCGUUCAACAUGACAUAUAGAUGUUGGUCAGUGUCCAUGCUUCCUGGCAGUGAACGAGAAGCCGUUGAUAGUGGAGGAAAAAUUAUAAUGCCUCCAUCUGCUCUGGACGCAUUGACUCGGUUAAAUAUCAACUACCCAAUGUUGUUCAAGUUAUCUAACAAAAGAAGCAACAGACAAACACACUGCGGUGUAUUGGAGUUUAUUGCAGAUGAAGGAAAAAUAUACAUUCCUUAUUGGAUGAUGAAAAACCUGUUACUAGAUGAAGGAGAUAUGGUGCAAGUUGAAAGUGUUUCAUUAGAAGUAGCUACAUUUUCAAAGUUUCAACCUCUAAAUUCCGAAUUCUUAGAUAUUACCAACCCAAAGGCUGUUUUAGAAAAUUGCUUGCGCAAUUUUGCUUGUCUGACUACUGGUGAUGUAAUAGCCAUAAAGUACAACCAAAAAAAUUAUGAAAUGUGUGUGUUGGAAACCAAACCGGGUAACGCUGUUAGUAUCAUUGAAUGUGAUAUGAAUGUUGAUUUUGCUCCACCAGUUGGUUAUCAAGAGCCUAAGCAUGAAAAAAAACCAGCUACAGAAGAUAUGAUGGUUGAUCCUGCUGAUUUAAUGCCAGAACUAUCUGGUUUUAUAGCGUUUAAAGGUUCAGGCAACAGAUUAGAUGGUAAAAAAAAGAAAGAAAAUACUGACGAUCCACUUAAUCAAGUUAAAGCAGCAUAUCAAAGAGGUAUUCCAGAUUAUGAGUAUACUUUAGGAACUAUACAGUUCUUAAGGAACAUCCGUCCAGUUAUUAUUGACAAAGAGAUUGAAAAUCAAGAUGGUUUUAAGCCAUUUGCAGGAUCUGGAUCAGUACUCAAAACAAAAACAAAGAAAAAUUAAUAUAGUUUUCUUUCAUUACAUGUACAUAUUUGCUUAAUAUAAGAAAAUUUUGAUUUUAUAUAGUGUAUUGUUUUUAAGAUAAUUCAAUUUCUUAUUGUAAAAAGGUUUUAACUUUGUGAUUAUUUGAUAAUUAAAAAUAAAUAUUUCAUACAUUAAU
Messenger RNA from Acyrthosiphon pisum (pea aphid), 1560 nucleotides. RefSeq names its product ubiquitin recognition factor in ER-associated degradation protein 1. Gene Ontology annotation, molecular function: polyubiquitin modification-dependent protein binding. The record is from RefSeq and is a predicted model, not a curated record. The coding region runs from base 498 to 1403 and encodes 301 amino acids. Gene Ontology annotation, cellular component: VCP-NPL4-UFD1 AAA ATPase complex. The transcript has 5 exons. Lineage: Eukaryota; Metazoa; Arthropoda; Insecta; Hemiptera; Aphididae. Gene Ontology annotation, biological process: ERAD pathway; ubiquitin-dependent protein catabolic process.